Messenger RNA from Opisthorchis viverrini, 1061 nucleotides. RefSeq lists its product as hypothetical. NCBI's taxonomy places the organism in Eukaryota, Metazoa, Platyhelminthes, Trematoda, Opisthorchiida, Opisthorchiidae. Gene Ontology annotation, molecular function: delta(3,5)-delta(2,4)-dienoyl-CoA isomerase activity. Gene Ontology annotation, cellular component: mitochondrion. The annotation marks the transcript as partial. The transcript has 7 exons. The record is from RefSeq and is a predicted model, not a curated record.
UUUCGUGUUCUCUGUGCAACAUGUUCACAAGAGGUCUCUACUCUGGUUUCCGUCCGUUCUUACGAUUUUCAUUCACCCGAGCACUUCACACUCAGUCAUGGGAAACCUUUCUUGUGUCCAAACCCAGUUCACAUGUUCUCCACGUUCAAAUUAACCGGCCUGAAAAACGAACGCCAUGACAAAGUUUUGGAACUUUUCAAAGCGAUCAAAACGGACAAAUCAACCCGCGUUGUUGUGCUUUCUGCACAGGGCGAAAUCUUUUCUGCUGGCAUGGAUUUAACUGAAAUUCCGUCUAUUUUCGCCGAGGCACAUUCAAAUGAUGCGGCUCGUUUCGCUUUGGCUCUGCGCCGUGUUGCUGAAGACUUGCAGGAAACGUUCAAUUGGUUGGAGAAGUGCAACAAACCCGUGAUCGCCGCUAUUCACGGUGCUUGUGUCGGCGGUGCUGUGGAUAUGGUAUGUGCUGCGGAUAUCCGGUACGCGUCCGAGGAUGCCUGGUUCCAAGUGAAGGAAUUGGAACUGGGCAUUGCAGCGGAUGUUGGCGCGUUACAACGUUUGCCCCUCUUGCUGGGUAGUGACAGCCUCGCCCGUGAGCUAAUCUACACAGCUAGACGCUUCGAUGCUUCAGAAGCCCUUGCUUGUGGGUUUGUCAGCCGUGUGUUCAAAACUCCAGAGGAGACACUACGGGAGGCGAUUAACACAGCCAUCCAGAUUGGAAACCACAGCCCCAUUGCGGUUCAAACGACCAAACGCUCAUUACUAUUUUCACGGGAUCACGGUGUGAUGGAGGGAUUAAAUCAACUGGCUGACUUGAACCAAGUGAUGCUCCAGUCAGCAGAUGUUGUCAAGGCAAUCCAGGCUGCUGCAAAAAAGCAGAAGGCGGAGUUCGACGAGUGCUAACUCGCCUUAUUUGCAGCACACCAUUUUAAUGUUUUAAUUAUUACUUGUGUGAUUGACUUCCUACUCACUGCGAGUAUAAUUUUAUACUUUUGUGCUUUUUUGAAACGUGGAUUAUCCUUUUUCCGUUGUGUCGGUACAACUGGAGGACUUAUAUCGUAGUGUCA